AUGAAUUCAAAAGUUACAAUAUUAACGGCACCUUCGCUACAAAACAGCAGCUGUACUCAUCCCCGUUAUAGCACGAGUCUAUUCGCUGGAGUCACCGCGGGGGAUGUACUACAAGCGACGAUCGUCUUGCUUUUAACCCUUAUUGUCCUUGUAGCCAAUAUUCUGCUUAUACUAGUCAUUAAUAGUAGAAGGUACUCCAAAUAUAUUCACUCGCAGCCAAGGUACUUGCUUACAUCGUUGGCAAGUAAUGAUCUUGCAAUUGGAUUACUUGUAAUACCAUUCGCAAUUGUACCAUCUUUACGAAAAUGUUGGCCGUAUGGAGAACUCGUUUGCCAAAUACAGGCUCUUCUUCGAGGUGCCCUAAGUCAACAAUCUGCUGUAAUAUUAAUAUGUAUGGCUGUGGAUCGAUAUUUGUACAUGCUCCAUCCCCAUCGCUACCAAAAGCAUUCCAGUAAAAAGGGCUGCGUUGCAAUAAUAAGUUUGACAUGGAUUAUGUCUAUGACUCUAUUUUCUAUCCUGGUGCUUCCCCGAGGCGGUUACUAUUUCAACUCGACGGGAAUGGUUGCGUGCGAACCCUUUUAUUCGCGUGCCUCCAUCCGAAUCCUGACCGCCUGCGGGUUCUACUUUCCUACCACCAUGAUUCUUAUGUAUUGCUACGGAUCCGCGUUUCAUGUUAAUAAAUUAGGACUGAAAACUAAUGUCUCUCUCCCGACUCAUCCACCGGAAACUGCCACUGUCAGCGAAAACUGCACCAGCUCCAUUCAUACAAUGGAAAAGGGCCUGAGUGCUACAACGUCAAGGACAAUGGCCGCGAUAUCUUUAGGGUUUAUAGUUUUAGUAACACCAUGGACAAUCCAAGAGGUUGUGGUGGCUUGCACUGGCACAAGAGCACCCCCAACCCUCGACUUCUUAGUCACCUGGUUAUCCAUGAGCCACACCUUCUGGAACCCCUUCCUCUAUUGGUUGCUCAACAAUCAAUUCCGAAGAAUUUGUAGGGAGUUAUUUUUUACUCGGAUUUUUUGCAGAACCAUGAGCAAGAAGAAGAGUAUUCAGCACAGUUGUUGCAACAAUAGUCCUGUGAUAAUUCGUCACAAGGAGGGUUGCGAUUUUCAAGGACUCUCCGAGAAAUAUUGGGGAGAAAUCCUUGAUCGGACAUUGUCCAGUAAUUCUUUGCAAAAUCUACAUCGCAGUUUUUCGCACCCGCACGUGAACUGUUACACACCCACGGCUCAUGACCUUUGCAUCCUAGAUUUAGGGGUGCCGGCGUUAUGA
Agrilus planipennis (emerald ash borer) is the source of this 1272-nucleotide messenger RNA. RefSeq names its product trace amine-associated receptor 1. The record is from RefSeq and is a predicted model, not a curated record. The transcript is spliced from 6 exons. Lineage: Eukaryota; Metazoa; Arthropoda; Insecta; Coleoptera; Buprestidae. Gene Ontology annotation, biological process: neuropeptide signaling pathway. Gene Ontology annotation, molecular function: corazonin receptor activity. Gene Ontology annotation, cellular component: membrane. Bases 1 to 1272 code for a protein of 423 amino acids.